GACAAGUCCCCAACGGCUUGCCCAUCAACCCUUCAGAGUCCGGACAGUGCACAGCGCCUCCGGUUCUUGGACUUUGCCUCGAGCAGUGCUGCCCCCAGAGUACAGAUCCGUGGCCUGUGUGCACAGCCUCGGAAGCCUCAACGGAUCGGGUAGCAGACAUGGCCGCCGCCGCCGUCGCUGCCGGAGCGGCGCCGGCGAGCUAUGAGAUCCGGCCCUCGCCGUACAUGCCCAACCUGCGGCCGACGGUAGACAUCAAGCUCGAGAGCGACUGGCACAAUGCCCAGUGGACUUCUGUGGGCACUAUUGCCGCGCAGAGGUACAGGGCGACCAAGGAUCCGUAUUACCUGGCCAUCGAAAUAGUCGCCCGCUCGUGGAAUGCAGACCGCCUCGAGGAGAACGCCGGGCGUGAUGCUGUGGAGAAGAUGGUCAAGGACAACGUCGUGGUCAAGGACGCAGACACACUUGACCUGUAUGAGUAUGCCUGUGCACUGGUCCCCAUGAGCUAUCCUGAUACUCUUGGAGAGCUGCGGAUGAGACUGGUCAAAGCUGCGCCAAAGGACGUCGUGGCCUGCCAACGCUGUCUUGAUGCUACGCUGUCCAACUUUGACUGGGUGCACGCUCAGCAGAUAGCCGCCUCCAUGGACCGCAGUUUUCCCAACGAGCGCAAGAUGCUGUUCCGGAAUAUCCUGAGUACACAUCUCUUGACGAUGACGCCAGCGUGCCCCCCCGAGAAGAAGGUCUUAUUCCAGACCUUGACAAGGCGAAUGAUUGACAAAGCCUUCUGUCAGCAUUUCGAGGCGAGCUUCGAUUCCAAGAAGCCCGGCCGCGCAAUAUCGACAGAAGCGGAGUUUGACCUCUGGUGCGAGAUUUUGCUUAGCUGUCCAAAGGCCGAAGUCUUAAAAACCCUCUUCCAGCAAGUGGUUGAGAACGGAGAGAAAAGGCGACCACUAGCACAUCCCAUCAGCUUGCUCAAGACUGGCAAUGCGCCCGUCGUACGGAGGAUACUCAAGUACCUGGCCGACAUCGAAGCCUGGUCAGAAGUGUACGACGUGUGCCGAGAAAUCGUGGCCUCUGCAACAUCACUCAACCAAGUUGACGGACGGUCGAUCGCCGAAAGGAAGUCAGAACCAGAGGCCGUUCACGAGGUACAUGCCGCACGGACUGCUGCCGAGCUUGCAGUUCUGGCUGUCGGCACGGAGUGGUCUACUUGGAGUCUGCUUCUUCGAGCCAGCAGAUACCAGCCAGACCCAGAGGCUGCUCUGAAGGAGUCUCUUGAUGCGAUUGAGUCGGCACAUGACGCCUUAGGAGUCUCCAAGCGCCUGACGAGAUCACAUUCUGCAUACUGCGACCUGGCCGUGUUACAUUACAACUUCGCAGUUGAGCCGCAAGAACAACAGCAAGGCUCAGAGAACACGCGGCUCCUCGCUCUCGCGACUUACGUCAUCAACAACUACCGCAGUCCGUCGGUUUAUGAUGAGACACAGGCGUUUAUCGAAAUGUUGAGCCCAGCGGAAGCCAAGCAGUUCCGUACCAUCUUGGCCACCAAUCUUGAACAGGACGACGUCUUUAAGCGAUUUGUGACAACCGCUCUCCGCUUAAGGGUCCAGUUCACUAUUGCCACGCACGUCGCCGCCAUCUGCUCCGCGUGUGGCACCGAGCUGUCCUGCCAAGAGUAUUGUGCGAAAUGCCUGAGGCAAAUCGCCAUCACGGCUUUGCAGCAGUACAAGGUGGCAAUGUCAAACUCGGAACUACGUGACAAUGUCCUCCCAAAGACACCUGUCGACCCCAUCUCCGACUUUGCCGUCAUCGGCGCGUGUGCGUUGCUCAAGCUGGGUGACGCCGGAGACGGGACGAGACCUGGAGCACCAGGCAUCUCGGCGCUCGCUGACGCGGAUGUUCAACUCGUCCUACAAGCCAUCGUCCUGCUCGAGGCCUACUUUGCAGCCCUGCCCAAGAACGACGCGCUCCGCAUGAUGUUGGUAAAGCUGUACCUGUUGAUCGGCUGUGUCUCGCGGGCCAAGACGCUCUGGGACAGCUUCGGCGUGAAGAACGCCAUCCUCGACUCGCUCGCGCCGCUCUUCUACGACCGCCUGUCGACGUUUGCUCCGCACUUCUUCGCCUCGACGAGCGCGAGCGGCGGCGGCAACCCAACGAGCAUGAGCCCGCUGGUGUCGUACUUCGACACCGCGCUGCGGCGAACAUAUCCUAGAGGACUAAAGGACGCGCUGGACUAUGACAGCUACUCGAGCAUUGCCGGACUGUACGGGUUUUACGAGAAGCUCAAGACGAGCUGCAGCAUGGUCAUGGUUCGGACGGAAGCGAGACGGGGCCGGCGGUUCAACCAGCUCCGGAACCCACACUGCAUUGAUGACGACCCGUUGAUCCGAAAUCUGAGCACUCGCCAUAAACUAUCUGAAGUUACCGACUUCAGCUGCUUACCGAACCUCGGGCGACGUGGCUCACCAACAAUCACAGAAAUGCUCAACCUCGGCCCACCCCAGUCGGAAACAAGAACGCUCCUCGGCCUGAUAGGCGAACGCUUCAUCGACAUCAUCAGCUACGCGCAGCCGAAGGAAUACAAGCCCGCCAAGCCCAGCCAAGUUCUGGCCGCGGACCUGCUUUACGCGCUCGAGAAGACCGAGGACCUGCUGCAGCAGCUCUACGCCGUGGUCAACCGAGGCAGCGGCGGCAGCAGCGGCAGCAGCAGCAGCAAUAAGCCUGUCCGUAGGGUACUCACCGCCGCCGAGCACAGUUACUAUGGCGUCCUCGAGGAAACGAUGACACUAUACGCAGCACUCAUCCGGGUCUGCUCGCCCGACCACCAACAGCAACAGCCGCUUCCAGAGAUCAAGACGAGCGUCGAGCAGACAAUAAACUCCAUCUCCGACCUCCUGCAGGACCAGGCAUCCGAUGCACUCUCCGCCCUCGAGAACAACAACCCUGGACAACCAUCAACAACAACAGCCUCCACGCUCGCAGGCAUCAUCGACCUCCACGCGCUCGGCAUGCUGCGCGAGUCCACGACGCUGAUCAAGCUCGCCGCCGCGUCGGUCUCGGCAGCCCUCGACAAGAUCAGGGUCGUCGACAAGGCCCGCGCCGCGGCCAAGGACCUCGCGUGGAUCGAGAAGCCCCUGAAGGACCUGAAGGCCACGUGCGGCGCGGUCGAGGACAAGUGCAAGGCCCGCGUGAAGAGCCUGGCUGCCGAGGUCGGGUCGGUGCCAUGGCAGAGCAAAGUGCGGGAGCUUGUCCUGGCCGCCGAUGUCGCUGCUGUAGCCUUGGGAGCAGACAGAGGUGACGGGGACGAGGUUGAGGAAGAGGAAAAGCAGUUCAGACAGGAGCUCACGGCGCUCGUGCGUGAUUGUGCGAGCGGAGAUGCUCGGCUGCGUGAGUGGGCAGCCACCGUCACGCAGUCAUGGAAGGAGCUCCUGGGUGGUUGGGCGACUGUGCAGUAUCUGCCUUGAGCUGCUCGCAUACUCCGGCUGCGAAUAGUGUCGACCUUCUGCACGAGGAAACAGCUAUUCGAUUUAGACAAGGCUCUCCAGAGAUGUGCGAAGGAAGGGCUCAAAAGUUAUAU
Messenger RNA from Microdochium trichocladiopsis, 3574 nucleotides. RefSeq names its product N-acetyltransferase B complex non catalytic subunit-domain-containing protein. The transcript has 9 exons. Lineage: Eukaryota; Fungi; Ascomycota; Sordariomycetes; Xylariales; Microdochiaceae. The record is from RefSeq and is a predicted model, not a curated record. Bases 159 to 3461 code for a protein of 1100 amino acids.